Molecule: messenger RNA, 1437 nt
Organism: Malassezia restricta
Lineage: Eukaryota; Fungi; Basidiomycota; Malasseziomycetes; Malasseziales; Malasseziaceae
Product: protein transport protein SEC61 subunit alpha
Exons: 3
Coding region: 1-1437 (478 amino acids)
Biological process (GO): post-translational protein targeting to membrane, translocation; SRP-dependent cotranslational protein targeting to membrane, translocation
Cellular component (GO): Sec61 translocon complex; membrane
Molecular function (GO): ribosome binding; signal sequence receptor activity; transmembrane protein transporter activity
Source: RefSeq, a predicted model, not a curated record
AUGAGUGGGUUCCGUGUACUGUCGCUUGUGCGACCAUUUAUGUCGGUGCUGCCGGAGGUAUCCUCGCCGGAGCGCAAGGUGCCAUUCCAGCAGCGUAUUAUGUGGACAGCCAUCGUGCUCGCCAUCUACCUCAUCUCGUCGCAGAUUCCGUUGUACGGUAUCAUGUCGAGUGAUAGCUCUGAUCCGCUAUUCUGGAUGCGUGUAAUUCUUGCCUCUAACCGUGGCACGCUCAUGGAACUCGGUAUUUCGCCCAUCGUCACGUCCGGUAUGAUUAUCCAGCUCCUUGCGAGCGCCAACCUCUUGCAGGUCGACUUCAGCCUGCGUGAGGACCGUAUGCUGUACAGCGGCGCCCAAAAGCUUUUCGCAUUGAUUCUCUCUCUCGGUCAGGCUACAGUUUACGUGCUCACCGGCCUCUAUGGUCCGCCGAGUGAGCUCGGUGCCGGUGUGUGUCUCCUGCUCAUUCUGCAGCUCGUCGUUGCCGGUCUCAUUGUCAUCCUCCUCGACGAACUGCUACAAAAGGGUUACGGUCUUGGAUCAGGUAUCUCACUGUUCAUCGCUACCAACGUGUGUGAGACAAUUGUGUGGAAGGCCUUCUCGCCCACGACGGUCAACACAGGCCGUGGUCCUGAAUUUGAGGGUGCAAUCGUGGCUCUCUUCCACCUGCUCUUUACGUGGAAUAACAAGACACGUGCACUUAAAGAGGCUUUCUACCGUGAGCGUCUGCCGAACGUGUCGAAUCUGAUCGCUACGCUCGCUGUGUUCCUGGUCAUCAUUUAUUUGCAGGGCUUCCGCAUUGAGAUUCCUAUCAAGUCGACGCGUGUUCGUGGCCAGCUAGGUGCCUUCCCUGUCAAGCUCUUUUACACAAGCAACAUGCCUAUCAUGCUUGUGAGUGCAUUGACGUCGAACUACUUUAUUAUCAGCCAGAUGCUGGCUUCGCGUUUCCCCUCUAACAUGUUCGUCAACCUCCUCGGCACAUGGGACCGAACGGAAGACAGCCCUCAGCUGCAUGCCAUCGGCGGCAUUGCAUACUACCUCUCGCCACCCACGAGUAUGGCAGGUGUGUUCCGUGAUCCGAUCCAUGCCCUCGUUUACAUUGCCUUUACACUCACUUUCUGCGGUGUUUUCUCCAAGGUUUGGAUCGAAGUGUCAGGCAGCGGCCCUCGUGAGAUUGCUAAACAGCUCAAGGACAACCAAAUGGUUAUUGCGGGACACCGUGAUGCUGGCAUGUACAAGGAACUCAAGCGCGUCAUCCCAACCGCGGCAGCAUUCGGUGGUGCGCUGAUUGGUGCUCUGUCUGUUGUGGCCGACCUGUCGGGCGCGCUCGGCUCCGGCACGGGUAUCUUGCUCGCUGUCACGAUCAUCUACUCGUACUUUGAGAUGGGAAUGAAGGAAGCAACAGGUAUUAGUGGCAGCCCCCUGGCUGACCUGAUCGGAUAA